UAACGCCAACACGUAAAACAAAACAGAUGCCAACACAGCUCUACAGACCGAGGGGCUGUCAAUAACAAAAUUAGCCACCAUCCCCAAGGUGAGGAACGUCCGAAACGAAGGAAAGAAAGGAAAAAGACUCACCUAGACGGCCCUAGUUAGUUAUACAGCUAGUUAGCUUCAGGAUAAGUCAGGUUAUUUGGUCGUGAUCGCUAAACCGGCUAAGAAAAGCAGCGUUCCUCAAUCACAAAGGGAUCUGUCGGUCGGUGGCAGACGUUUUGCCAUGGCCCAGGAGACCAAUCAGAGCCCGGUUCCCAUGCUGUGCGCCACUGGCUGUGGUUUUUACGGCAACCCCAGGACCAAUGGCAUGUGCUCCGUUUGCCACAAAGAGCAUCUGUCGAGACAGAACAACGGCGGCGUCGGCUCUCUGAGUCCGAUCGGCAGCAGCUCCACGUCCGAGGAGUCGGCCAUCCAGAGUUUAGAGGACACUUUGAACAACGCUGCAGCCGCCGCCGUCGCUGCCGCAGAGGAGGCCGCUGAAGCGGCGGCGGCUGCCUCCAACGCCACAGAUCUUCUCAGCGGGAGUUCAGCUGCCGCCUCCGUAACGCAGCAGAUGACUGAAAUGAGGCUCUCGUCUCAGGAGAAACCAGCAUCAGGCAGCAAACUAGACGACACAGAAGCAGUUGUGAAUCAGCCCCCCAGUUCAGUUCCCCUCCCCUCCACUGCUGGCAGUGAAGACGUCGACCCUCAGAACCCGACAAGCCCAAAAGAAGCGCUGCUUCAUGUGUCGCAAAAAGUCGGCCUUACUGGUAAGAAAACACGAUGUUCUGCUCCCGACCCAAUAAAUCCUCUGUCUUCCAGGUUUCGCUGCCGCUGUGGGAAUCUGUUCUGCGGGAUCCACCGCUACUCCGACAAACACGACUGUCCGUACGACUACAAGGCCGACGCCGCUGCCAAGAUCCGGAAGGAGAACCCCAUGGUGGUGGCCGAGAAGAUCCAGAGAAUAUGAACACAGCACUCUGUUGGACUUUUAGCAGAUUUCAGAACACGGACCUGAACUCAGCUUCUCUUCCUUCAUUCUCCCUCCGGUUCCGACCCGGUUCACGUUUUCUGCUAACAUGAUUUUUCUUCUUCUUCUCGUGAUUUUUCUGUGGCGUUCGGAGCUUUAAUGCUAGCUGAGGAGGAGGCAGGUUAAGGUGUGGCUUCCCUUUAAAAACAUCCUGCUGAUUGCUUCCCGCUCUGGUUUUUUUCAUGAAAUCUGCCCGGUAACAGCGUUACCUUGGACUCAAGGGCUGAUAUCAGCUCCGACUAACAUUCUGAAAUCUGCCCGGUAAAAAUGCCAACUUGGACUAUCGGGCUGAAAUCUGCCCGGUACCCGGUCGGCUCGGUCUACGCUUGCUCUCUGCUGGCUUGAGUAGCAAAAUAGAUUCGUUUGAGCCUCUGGAUUUCUGCCAAGUCCCACAACUUGGAUUCCUUUUAGGAGACAUUUUUGCCAACUUUUGUGCUUCACGUCCGGUCGCGUUGGGCUCCAGUGGAGUCCUCAAACCGUCCAAGACUGAUUUUUGCCGUUAAAUGAUCUUUCCUGAACACUAGCGUGUGUGCAGUUUGUGCGACUCGUUUUGAAGGGGUUCAUCUUUCACCUGUUUCUCUGUUGUUUAAGUGACGUCAGGAAGUGAAGAUUUAACUGAUUGGUGGUUGAAAGUUUUAUGAUUUCCAUUCAUUUUGUUUUGUCUCGUUUUGGGUCUUGCUGCUUUUUUUUAAACCCCUCUUAGAUCUAAAGUUUGUACAUUGUAUUUAUAUUCUGCUGUGUGUGUGUGUGUGUGU
This is a messenger RNA of Poeciliopsis prolifica (blackstripe livebearer), 1812 nucleotides long. Its product is annotated as AN1-type zinc finger protein 5-like. The transcript has 6 exons. The record is from RefSeq and is a predicted model, not a curated record. Gene Ontology annotation, molecular function: zinc ion binding; DNA binding. NCBI's taxonomy places the organism in Eukaryota, Metazoa, Chordata, Actinopteri, Cyprinodontiformes, Poeciliidae. Bases 272 to 997 code for a protein of 241 amino acids.